Trypanosoma rangeli is the source of this 705-nucleotide messenger RNA. RefSeq names its product zinc finger MIZ domain-containing protein 1 isoform X2. The transcript has a single exon. Gene Ontology annotation, biological process: protein sumoylation. The record is from RefSeq and is a predicted model, not a curated record. The coding region runs from base 1 to 705 and encodes 234 amino acids. Gene Ontology annotation, molecular function: zinc ion binding; SUMO ligase activity. Lineage: Eukaryota; Euglenozoa; Kinetoplastea; Trypanosomatida; Trypanosomatidae.
AUGACAGAGUCUGAUGUGGAUGUUGACAUUGGGUGGGUUGAUGAUGAUGGUGUUGAUGCAGAUAAUACUCAGCCGGGUUGUGGUCACACUAAAUUGAUGAAGCAUGAUAAUAAUAAGACGACAUUGUCAUCGCUGCCUUCUGGGGCAACGAUAGUGGCGGAUCAUGGGAAUGACGACGGGGGUCUCAUGGAUGACGGUGACGCCGUCGUGACGCUGCGCUGCCCGCUGAGCUACCAGCGUAUACGGCUUGCGGGAAAAGGAAAACACUGCACCCAUCUGGCCUGCUUUGACGUCGUGACGUACCUUGAAUCCUCGCUCCACAGCAGCUCAUGGAACUGCCCCAUCUGCGACGGUGCUGUUUUCGUUCAUGACUUGCGCCUUGACAGAACACUGCAGUCCGCCCUGGACGGGUUGGGUGCUGAAGUGGACACCGUCGUCUUGUUCGGCUCAGGCCACCGUGAGUGGCGGGCCGCAUGCCAAAGGAAAGAGGGCUCCGUGGGCGCAACCGACAACCGUAACAGCUGCGGGAACAAGAGUACAACAAGAGGAGCCCAACGCCUUGGUGGAGAAGGACAGCAGAUGCGGCCGCAGUUGUGUGUUGUUGACGACAGCGAAGAAGAGGGCGCGAGUGGUGGCGACGCGGAGGGUGUCGGCGUGCCGGUGAUGGACGGUGACAGGAAACGUGCUCGCUAUGAAAAGGCUUAA